Oncorhynchus nerka (sockeye salmon) is the source of this 4588-nucleotide messenger RNA. RefSeq names its product stonustoxin subunit alpha-like. The record is from RefSeq and is a predicted model, not a curated record. The transcript has 3 exons. Gene Ontology annotation, molecular function: protein binding. The coding region runs from base 1537 to 4146 and encodes 869 amino acids. NCBI's taxonomy places the organism in Eukaryota, Metazoa, Chordata, Actinopteri, Salmoniformes, Salmonidae.
AUAUCCCCAGAGAUGUUCAAUCAAGUCCAGGCUCUGGCUGGGCUACUCAAGGACAUUCAGAGACUUGUCCCGAAGCCACUCCUGCAUUGUCUUGGCUGUGUGCUUAGGGUCAUUGUCCUGUUGGAAGGUAAACCUUUGCCCCAGUCUGAGGUCCUGAGUUCUCUGGAGUAGGUUUUAAUCAAGGAUCUCUCUGUACUUUGCUCCGUUCAUCUUUCCCUCGAUCCUGACAAGUCUCCCAGUUCCUGCUGCUGAAAACAUCCCCACAGCAUGAUACUGCCACCACCAUGCUUCCUCCAGACAUGAUGCUUGGCAUUCAGGCCAAAGAGUUCAAUCUUUGUUUCACCAGAUCAGAGAAUCUUGUAUCUCAUGGUCUGAGAGUCCUUUAGGUGCCUUUUGGCAAACUUCAAGCUGGCUGUCAUGUCCCUUUUACUGAGAAGUGGCUUCUGCCUGGCCACUCUACUAUAAAGGCUUGAUUGGUGGAGUGCUGCAGAGAUGGUUGUCCUUCUGGAAGGUUCUCCCAUCUCCACAGAGGAACUCUGGAGCUCUGUCAGAGUGACCAUCGGGUUCUUGGUCACCUCCCUGACCAAAAGGCCUUUCUCCCCAUAUUGCUCAGUUUGGCUGGGAGGCCAGCUCUAAGAAGAGUCUUGGCCUCCAUCAUUCCAUUUAAGAAUGAUGGAGGCCACUGUAUUCUUGAGGACGUUCAAUGCUGCAGACAUUUUUUGGUACCCUUCCCCAGAUCUGUGCCUAGACACAAUCCUGUUUCGGAGCUCUACAGACAAUUCCUUAGACUUCAUGGCUUGGUUUUUUCUCUGACAUGCACUGUUAACUAUGGGACCUUAUAUAGACAGGUGUGUGCCUCUCCAAAUCAUGUCCAAUCAAUUGAAUUUACCACAGGUGGACACCAAUCAAGUUGUAGAAACAUCUAAAGGCUGAUCAAUGGAAACACGAUGCACCUGAUCUCAAUUCCAAUUCUUAUAGUAAAGGGUCUGAAUACUUAUGUAAAUAAGUUUGAAAAAAUGUCUAAAAACCUGUUUUCGCUUUGUCACUAUGGGGUAUUGUGUGUAGAUUGAUGAGAGAAAAAAGGGAUUUAGUCCAUUUUAGAAUAAGGCUGUAACGUAACAACAUUUGGAAAUAUUCAAGGGGUCUUAAUACUUUCCAAAUGCAAUGUAUAGAGAUAUAUAUCAAUCUACAACAGGAUUAUCUAUUUUGGAUGCAAUUUGAAUGGAUUUGAUAGAGAGAGAAAGAUGUUGAGAUCGGUUGUCUGUCCCCACCCUGAGCGUUAAAGAUUCAUCAUGCAGAGGCCAGAGUUAGACAUGGCAUAUAUUUAACAGUUCCAUUCCAUGCUGUUCAUAUAAAUAAUUUAUUAUAAUUUUACGGGUUUCUCACAGUUAUUUUUCCCAGGAAAAGGGAGUGGUUUUAGGCGGCAAAUCCCAGUAAAUCUCGGUGUCUCCCGCAAUCAACUCUAGUCAGUGUGACUAUGAUCCUAUCAGAAUGACAGUUAUAUAUUUCUGAAGUAAAUAAGAUAGUAUUAUCAACAUGUCUCCUUGUGUGGACUAUUGUCUCAUAUCUUACUGUUCUCUCCCAUGUGGUCUCUCAGGCUGGGUGGAGGUGCCAGCUCUGGGUCGGCCCAUUCACCCUGGAAUGCUGUAUGACUGUUGCUCUGAGUCCUUCACUCCAGACUUCUUGUGUGACUCAGACAAUAAGAUAAAAAGGAAAAUAUCCCUGCCGUUCCCAUUCACUGAGACCAAGGUAAUAGAGACAGACUCUCUGCAGGAGAGGUUCAGAGCUCUGGGACUGGAUCAGCCAAUCAGAACCAGUUUCCUGUCUGGACUGGUGGAUGUGGGAGGAGCUGCAGAGUAUCUAAACCAUCCUCUCCUGCACAAAGGGGACUAUGUGACUCUGCACUACAAGAGAACCACCCGACUGGAUCAGUUGACUUUCUUCCUGUUAGAGAAGGUGAGGCGUCCUGAAGUGAUUCAGCAGCAAACAUCCACACACAUGGUCAUGGCUGUGACAUAUGGAACUCAGGCCUUCAUCGUUUGUAAGACCAACAGAACAUGGACCAUGAGCAAAGUUAUCAAUAAACUGAAGAAAAUGAUCCAACUUCUCACAGCAGAGGACGGAGCUGCUCAACUAGCUACAUCUUCUGGUCUCACCUGUACCUACUAUGGAGAUCUUGAGACAAAUAGAGGUGAUAGGGAGAUAACUGAUCUCAGUGAGUCCUUCCCUAAGCUGCUGGGUCUCAGUGGAGAGAAGGCUGUUCCUCUGAGAGUUUGGCUCUGCCCUCUGAAGAACCUGUACCCUGCAGCAACCUGUGUGAGGGAGAUCAGUGAAGACCUGCAGUCCAGGGUAGAGAGAGAGAUGGAACACUACAGACGCACAGGCACAAGGUGUGAGGAGAUGGUAAAACAUGAGUGGGUCAGUAAAGUUCAGGACCUGAAGGAUAAAGUGAUCCAUUUUAUAGAUCUCAUUCAACAGUACCUAGCUCAACUGCAGAAACUCAUGGGUAGAAUUUUGGUGUCUGUGAGGUCAGGAGUGCAGGAGGAGAAAGCUGUUGAAGAGGAGAUGAAAGGUCAUGAUCUGUCCCCGUUCAGAAUGGAAGCAACAGGACAGUGGCUGGAUGACAAACAGGCUGAGCUGAAGUUCCUUGAAUCUCUUGACUCUAAAAUCAGAUCUAAGAUGGUGUCUACAGACCAGCUGCAAAAAGUCAUUAGUAAUUCAAAGACAGACACUGUGGUGUGUUUCACUCUCACCUCUCUGGGUGAAACAGACCUGUAUCUCUCAUCCCUGAAGCAGCAUCUUGAUUCCCUACAGACAUACUCACAGACCAGGCCUGGCCACCGCUACCAGCACACUCAACCCUGGUUCAAGUCUGAGGAGAACAAGGAGAGAGUAACAACGGCAGCUAGAGCUUUUCUUGAUUUCGUUAAGGUCACCAAGAAACUCAAGUUCGUUGCAACCUCCAUUCCAAAUUAUUCCACUCCUGGAGCCUCCAUCCAUCUCUACCAGGGAGGCAGGUUAGUGGACUCUGACUAUGAAGCUGUGUCAAAGCCUGAGACUGUUAAGGUAGUAGACACAGAGCAGAGUAGUGUGACCCUCCUCUUAUCCCCGUCAAAGACUGGACACACUGACAGGUUCAGAGUGGAGUACAGACCUGUCAGACCUGACCUGUUCUUUCUCCAUGAGGAGAAGAACUGGAGAAGCAUGACGACCGGAGAAAAUGGGAAAGCCUUUGUGAUAUCAGGCCUGGAGAGAGAUACACAGUACCAGAUCAGACACAGAGCAGAGGACAUGGCAGGAGUGACUAGUGAGUUCAGUGACAUCACUGUGGCAGAGACUGGGUCAGGGUCUGAGCCUGGGCGUCCGGUAGUCCAGUCAGCAGACAGAAACUCGGUCACUCUGACCUGGAGAAGACCAGUGGAGGCUGCAAAGGGACGGCCUGUGCUCCACUACAGACUGGAGUACAGAGAGGAGGGACAGGACGAGUGGGUCAUACUGCUAACAGACAGGGACGAGUGUGUGUACUCCCUAACACCCACACACACCUCUUGCAGAGUCAGAGUGUGUGCCAUCUAUAGAGAGGGAGACAUGAGUGAACCUAGCAAAGAAACAGUCAUCCCACUGGCAGCUGAUGUGACUCUGGACCCUGAUACAGCUCACUGUGAGUUGAUCCUGUCUGAUAAUGGGAGGAGAGUGACAGUAGGAAAAAAUAGGAAGGUUCCUAAUAAUCCACAGAGAUUUGAUGGGUGGGCCUGUAUCCUGGGAAAGGAGGGCUUCCGCUCUGGACGACACUUCUGGCACGUGGAGGUGAAUAUUGAGGUGGAGGCAAGUUGGGCUGUAGGAGAGACCAAGGAGUCUGCUGAAAGGAAAGGAUGGUUCUCUUUCUCUCCAAAUGAAGGUUACUGGUGUUCUUCUUGUAGUUCCACCCUGUGUGUCUUCAAGACCAACCUCCCCUGGCCCUCUAACCUCAAAGUGUUGGAUGUGUGUGUGGAUAUUGAGGAGAGGUGGGUCUCCUUCUACAACGCCGUGUCCAGGAGUCACGUUUACACCAUCACUGACAUGGUCUUCACUAAGGGAGAGAGGAUCUACCCACUGUUUCGAACUUAUGGAAGAGAUAAAGGCCUUGUGAUCCAGGAGCUGAAAUAGACUUCCAGGCAUCAUAAGAACCCUUGAACAGAAAAGUGGGCAGUCAUCCAAAGAGCAGACAACAUUAGAGGUUCAGAGUGCGUCCUAAUUAUCUCCCUUUGUCCCAUAGUGUGCACUUGCUCACCCCCUUCACUGAUUUGAAAGAAAAUGACUGGUAUAAGAAAUAUGGUGGAAACUAACUCCCACUAGCACAUGACUCCACCAAUCCAAAAUAUUAAUGGGGAGUAAUGAACGAGUGCACACUUCAGGAGGAAGGGAGAGAUUUUUGGGACAACCUCAGCGUGUGCAACGUUCUGUUGCGGUUUAGGGAAUUCCAUAAUCACACACCAGUGCUGUACCUCCCUCUAGUGGCUGGUGUCUGCAGCACAUAUGUUUGCCAAUGUGUGAAUAGAAAUCUCCAACAACGGGCGCCAAAACAGCCCGCAGUGGGGGGGGGGGGGGG